Molecule: messenger RNA, 1596 nt
Organism: Mercurialis annua (annual mercury)
Lineage: Eukaryota; Viridiplantae; Streptophyta; Magnoliopsida; Malpighiales; Euphorbiaceae
Product: wax ester synthase/diacylglycerol acyltransferase 11-like
Exons: 7
Coding region: 76-1488 (470 amino acids)
Biological process (GO): triglyceride biosynthetic process
Cellular component (GO): plasma membrane
Molecular function (GO): diacylglycerol O-acyltransferase activity; long-chain-alcohol O-fatty-acyltransferase activity
Source: RefSeq, a predicted model, not a curated record
UAGAUAUUAAAUUGAAUUUAAGACAUUAUCAUUUCAUUGAAAAAAUAAGAAAGAAACUGAUAAAAGGAGAGAUUAAUGGAGCUAAGUCCAUGUGAUCGGAUGUUUCACGCGCCGCUUUUAAACUGCCAUAUUCUCUCUAUAAUUGGAUUAAACGCCGCCGUGGAUCCGACGGUUCUCAAGUUUGGACUGCAACAAACUUUGAUUAAACACCCUCGCUUCUCUAGUAAACUGAGCAUCAAUGAGAGGAAAAUGAAAUGGACACCAACAAUAGUGAAUUUACAAGAUCAUGUAAUAAUUCCAAAAGUGGAUCCAAAAAUGGAUUCUCCCGACCAAUUUGUUGAAGACUAUGUCUCUCGUCUCACUACAAUACCUACUAUGGAUCUUUCAAAACCAUUAUGGGAAAUUCACAUUCUCAAUAUCAAAACAUCAAAUGCACAAUCUAUUUGUGUUUUCAAAAUUCACCACUCAAUUGGCGAUGCAGUAUCCCUAAUGUCGCUACUUUUGGCUUCUACUCGGAAAAAAUCCGAUCCGAAAUCACUCCCGACAAUACCCUCGCGAAAACGGGCAGGCUCUAACGCAUCUAACGGGUUCAUGUGGAUGAAGUUGAGGACGAUUUGGAAUACUUUUGUUGAUAUGAUUUUAUUUGGUGCAACAAUUUUAUUUCUGGAAGACACAAAGACUUCACUUAAAGGCUCUUCUUCUAGGGUUGAUCUUAAGCCUAAAAGGGUGGUGUAUCGCAUAGUUAGCUUGGAUGACAUCAAGGUGGUGAAGACUAAAAUGAAUAUUACGAUCAAUGAUGUAAUGUUGGGAGUUAUACAAGCCGGUCUCUCUCGAUAUCUCAAUCACGAAUGUGCAGGUGAUAAUGACCAAAAAGGAGAAAAAGAAAAGCAAAAGAAGAUAAAUCUUCAAAAGAAGACUAGACUUAGAGCAACUCUUAUGGUGAACCUAAGACCAACUUCGGGAAUUCAGAGUUUGGAAACAUUAAUGUCAAAGGAAUCAAAGCAGAAAAAAUGGGGAUGGGGUAAUAAGUUCGGCUACAUGGUCCUACCCUUCGAAACAGCCUUACAAAAUGAGCCACUAGACUAUGUUCGGCAGGCUAAAGCUACCGUUGAUCGAAAGAAAGAUUCGCUUGAAGCUCUAUGCUCUUUCCGAAUCGCCACGCUCAUAGUGAACAUAUUCGGAGCCGAGGUAGCUUCAGCUGUGGCACAUCGAUUUAUAUCAAAUACUACAAUGGCAUUAUCAAAUGUGGUUGGUCCUAUUGAAGAAAUAAGCUUUUAUGGUCAUCCAAUUCAAUUUCUUGCUACAACUGUUUAUGGCCAUCCUCAUGCAUUGACAAUUCAUUACCAGAGUUAUUUCAACAAGAUGACAAUUGUAGUAGCAGUUGAUCCAGAUGUAAUCCCUAAUCCUCACAAGCUUUGUGAUCAUCUUGAGGAGUCCCUUAACAUCAUUAAGAAUGCUGUUCUUGACAAAGGAUUUGAUGCUGCCUAACAUAAAUUAUUUAAGACUUCUUACUUGACACAAAUCUAUUCUUUUUUUUUUUGUUUAGAGGUUGUUAAUGGAAGCCUGCUAGUUGAAUAGAAUUGGUAUUGUGCUUGA